Penaeus chinensis is the source of this 505-nucleotide messenger RNA. RefSeq lists its product as uncharacterized. The transcript is spliced from 2 exons. Lineage: Eukaryota; Metazoa; Arthropoda; Malacostraca; Decapoda; Penaeidae. Gene Ontology annotation, biological process: translation. The record is from RefSeq and is a predicted model, not a curated record. Gene Ontology annotation, molecular function: structural constituent of ribosome. Gene Ontology annotation, cellular component: ribosome; mitochondrial large ribosomal subunit. The coding region runs from base 75 to 431 and encodes 118 amino acids.
UGAGAACAACCCUCAGCCACAACACACCUCCAGCUAAAACAUCGCGUCAGUCUCAAGAGGGAGAAUUUCACGCCAUGGCCUCCCUGCUCGCGGCGACUCGGAUUCCUUCGGUGUUGGGGGCAGUGGGAGGAUGUCUCAGUGCCUGUCGUACACUUUUCACACGACCUCAGUUCCCUGGUAGUGCCCCCCUCACGCCCAUACCGGCGCCCGUGUUCGGCGUGGGCGGAGGCGCUGGGAGUACCUUGCUGGCGCCCUGUCUCGGCCUCCUAGGAGCUGUAAGUGGGCGCACAAAUGUUAGAAACCACUUCCCCCGUCCCAGCGAAGUCAAGCGUGUCAAGCGACAUGGAUGGAAGACCCGCAUGUCUACUCUGUCUGGGCGAAAAGUAUUAAUGAGAAGGAUCUUGAAGGGAAGACAUGUGUAUAGCCACUGAGGUGUUGCCGUUUUCUGCUGCAUAUUGCUUGUACAUUAUUUUUUAUGAAUGUAAAUAUAUGUUGUAAUUAGAAA